Messenger RNA from Juglans microcarpa x Juglans regia, 1522 nucleotides. RefSeq names its product ammonium transporter 2 member 4-like. Gene Ontology annotation, biological process: ammonium transmembrane transport. Gene Ontology annotation, molecular function: ammonium channel activity. Gene Ontology annotation, cellular component: plasma membrane. The transcript has 3 exons. The coding region runs from base 65 to 1522 and encodes 485 amino acids. The record is from RefSeq and is a predicted model, not a curated record. NCBI's taxonomy places the organism in Eukaryota, Viridiplantae, Streptophyta, Magnoliopsida, Fagales, Juglandaceae.
CAGUACCAUAUUUUCUUAUGCCAUUAGUUCUUUCUCUUCUUCUUCUGUGCGCAAUCACCUAGUGAUGGAGCUUCCCAAGAACCUUUUACCCGACGAAGCAAGCCCGGAGUGGUUGAACAAGGGAGACAAUGCAUGGCAGCUCACCGCAGCCACCCUUGUCGGCCUCCAAAGCAUCCCGGGCCUCGUGAUCCUCUACGGCAGCCUAGUGAAGAGGAAAUGGGCUGUGAACUCUGCGUUCAUGGCAUUCUACGCAUUUGCAGCAGUGCUUGUGUGCUGGGUUGGCUGGGCUUACCGCAUGUCAUUCGGGGACGAGCUAGUUCUUUUCUCGUUUGAGAACUCCAGUUUCUUGGGCAAACCAGGCGUAGCGUUGGACGAGAAGUAUCUUCUGGGGCAGGCGUUUUUGGGGAUGUUUCCGACGGCCACGAUGGUGUUCUUUCAAGGAGUGUUUGCGGGGAUUACUUUGAUUCUGGUUGCGGGUGCACUUUUGGGGAGGAUGAACUUUCGUGCAUGGAUGUUGUUUGUGCCAUUGUGGCUUACGCUUUCAUACACAGUGGCUGCGUUUAGCAUAUGGUGCCCAGAUGGAUGGCUGGCGAAGCUUGGGAUAAUAGACUUUUCUGGAGGAUAUGUUAUUCAUCUCUCUGCUGGUGUUGCUGGAUUCACUGCUGCUUGCUGGGUGGGUCCGAGAAGUGAGAUAGAUAGGAAAAGGUUUCCUCCAAACAAUAUUAUUCUGAUGCUUGCAGGCGCAGGCCUGCUUUGGAUGGGGUGGACAGGAUUCAAUGGUGGAGGUCCCUUCGUGGCCAGCAUAGAUGCAUCUCUGGCCGUCCUCAACACACACGUGUGCACUGCCACCAGCUUGCUGACGUGGCUUUUCCUAGACACGUUCAUCGUUGGCAAGCCCUCCGUGAUUGGUGCCGUUCAGGGUAUGAUCACCGGCUUGGUUUGCAUCACACCUGCGGCAGGAGUUGUGCAAGGUUGGGCAGCCAUUCUGAUGGGUUUGAUCUCAGGUAGUGUUCCAUGGUACACAAUGACAGUGCUCCAUAACAAGGUUAGGUUUUUAAGACAAGUUGAUGACCCCAUGGCCGUUUUCCACACCCAUGCCAUUGCCGGAAGCCUUGGUGGCAUUCUCACCGGCAUCUUCGCCGUGCCUAAACUCUGCCGCCUAUUUUACAUGGUGCCUAAUUGGGACAAGUACAUAGGGCUAGCAUAUGGCCUUCAAAAUGGUCGAACUUCUGCAGGUUUUCGACAGAUGGGGAUUCAGCUUGUGGGCAUUCUUUUUGUGGUUUGCUUGAAUAUUGUCAUCACUAGCUUGAUUUGCUUGUUCAUUAGGUUGAUAGUUCCACUAAGGUUGGAUAAUGAUGAGCUACAAAUUGGUGACGAUGCAGUACAUGGAGAGGAAGCUUUUGCCUUGUGCGCUGAAAGAGAUCAGAGAUUUGUGAACUCCUCGAAUAAUACAGUUUAUGAUGCACAAGAGUUCUCGUCCAUUUAUGUUACAAGGACUUUUGGUGAAGUUCAGAUGGUUUAG